Drosophila rhopaloa is the source of this 618-nucleotide messenger RNA. RefSeq lists its product as uncharacterized. The transcript is spliced from 2 exons. Gene Ontology annotation, biological process: vacuolar proton-transporting V-type ATPase complex assembly. Gene Ontology annotation, cellular component: extrinsic component of endoplasmic reticulum membrane. Bases 89 to 556 code for a protein of 155 amino acids. The record is from RefSeq and is a predicted model, not a curated record. Lineage: Eukaryota; Metazoa; Arthropoda; Insecta; Diptera; Drosophilidae.
GAACAUUGCUUAAAACAGGGUUGUUGGUGGAAUCAUAUGAUAGAAAAAUCUCGGUCGCCGCAAGGGAUAUAUAAAUUUAUUAGCCAAAAUGACCGCCGGAACAAGUGAAAAAGAGGCUGCUGGCCAGCUGCUGGAUAACUUGUACCUGGACAUGUUCCACCUAAUCGAGGAGCACACCCAGUGCCGCGUUAAUCUGGAACGGAGCAAUGCAAGUGGGGCGAUUCUCCUGGCUCGCACUCGGUUCCAGCACGGAGGCAGUAACUCGGUGUCCACGGCUCAGAUUCCCACUGAGAACAGUGCCGAGUUCAAUGCUCUCUGCCGGGUUGUGGACUCCGAAGAUGGCAUAUGCGUCGAGAGGCAGGCGGUGGACAAAUCCAAGGGCUAUGUGGAGCCCCUGCACUGGUUCUCGGUUCUGCCGCCCAUGAGUUUGCGCCAUGCCGUGUCCAAGUUUAAGGAUUGCAUCGAACUUGUGGCGGAAAGCACAAAUUUACAGCGACAGCUGGGAGAAGCUUUGGAUUGGAUCGCUAAAUUGCGUCAGAUUGCCCUGCUAAACUAGUUAUUAAUUACCUACCCGAAAUCCAUACAAUAAUUAAGAAUAAAGUAGAAUUGAAACCGUAA